UCGCGGAACACACUUAUGGCAAAAGAUAUUUUAUGAAACACAUCGUAUUAGGUACCAUAUCAAAUAUUGUUAUUUGAAUUAAAGUUAAGCAAUUUAAAACAAAAAGUGAAUUGGAUAGUAAACUACAAAUAAUGUCGUUAUUAAAACGCAUAAAGAAGUGUUUGACUGGAGCGAAUCAAACGGGUGAUAACCAAUCCAGUGUGAUGAUCAGUAAGAAUAAAGACAUAUUUAUAAGGUUUGAUCCUCAAAAAACAGCGCCUGAAAUUAGUGAGCGGGAGGUUGAGAUUCUUAAAGACUGUUGGAACAUAGUUCAACGGGAUGUUGCAAAAGUUGGGAUUAUUUCGUUUGUCGGUCUGUUUGAGACCCACCCGGAAGUCCACGAUGCUUUCAUGUCAUUCCGAGUAGUUAACACAUCAGACACCGAAUACAGCGCAAUUCUUCGUGCGCAUGCGCUACGAGUAAUGGGAACAGUUGACAAGUGUAUUUAUAGACUUGACAACAGGGACAAGUUACGAGAGCUCAUGACAGAGAUGGGAAUACGUCACAAGAAUUAUUCCGUAAAAACUAAAUUCAUUGAUUUGAUGGGCCCCCAGUUCAUCAGCUCUAUCAAGCCCCAUUUGGAAACAGUAUGGACAGACGAACAUGAGAAAGCCUGGGAUAAUUUAUUCAAACUCAUGUGCUACUACAUGAGAAAGGGAAUGUGUAGUAUAUGAUGAAUUGUUAACUCUAUAAAGAAAGGCUUAUGUGUUACAACUGUUUUUGAAGCAGUAUUAUACACCUGUGAACAGUAUAUAUUUGUCAGAAAUAUCGUUUGAAACCAUGAUGACAAUACAUCGGACGUGAAAUACUGUCGUAAAAAGGAAGUGUUAGAGGUGAUAAACAGAGGCGAUGAUAUCAAACAUGUAGAUGAUGUUAAUUCAAUAUAUUCAGUGCUCUGUUUGGGAAAGGCCAUUGCCAGAUACUAAUGCUUGAAUGGAAACACCUGGCCCAGUGUACGAGAUGUAAAAACAAUGCAUGAAUACACUACGAAUGAAUGCAGUUCACAAACAGUUUAAACAAAAAAAAGAACUGGGAUAAUAAUACAAAUACUAAUUCCGUAAUAAAUAUAAACAUACCAUUAUAAUAUCUAUUACACGUUAUUAAACGUUUUGUUAGAUUUGAAGGAAUAAAAAAUAACCCAAACUUUAUAAAAGCAGACGUUUAUCAAACUGUUUAACUUUCUCAUCUCAUUUUUCAUCAAAUUAUAUGUACUUAUCAUUAUCUGUGAUAUAAGUUCAAACUUAUUAAGAGGCAAUUGUACUGUAUGUUGUAAGACAACAAACUCUUUUUGCAUUGGUAACAUAGAAAAAUUAUAUAUGUAUAAAAAAUAUUUUUUUCAUAUGUUGUUUGACAUUGCAUGAAGUAAACUUGACUGGUUUAUAUAUCCGUUGUAAUUCAUCUAUAUUUAUAAUAAUCAUUUUAAGGUCUAUUUUUUAUUGUUUGUAAACGACUUGUUGCAUGUUGCCAAGUUAUUAAAAACUAUAUACACUCAGUUGCCCAGAUUCGUUGAAUUAUUGCUCGAAGAACUGAUAAUAAUAAACCCUGUUGAGUGAUUUCAGAAGAUCUCUUCACGUGAUCACUCAAAUGAAGCGUUAUUUAUCGUAUGUUGCAAAAUUACACAGGUGAAUUGGUUUAACCUGCAUGGAGGAUGGUUAUGACACAUUUAAAUAUCUAAGGGCAAGUACCUGUUGUUAUUUUGUAGAUUUAAAACAUCAUGUUGCACUCCUGCAGUGCAAGCACAGUUGUCAGAUUAUUGUUCUUAAAAUAUAUCCCAAGUUCACAUCAUAUAAAAUGAAUCAUAGAUUUAUUUGAAUAUUUUUUCUCUAACGAGUGUACCGAAAUUAAGCUGUUGUUUCAUAUCCCUUCUCUGUUAACAGUUAACAUGCAUUUAAUAAAUUAAGAUUUAUGUUGUGAGUUAUGAGAACCAACAUAAACAUAUUAAGUAUUCAACAAAGCUGAUGAUGUCUGCUCUCAGUCGGCAUAUAUUUGCUAAGGAUUAGGUAUUAAAGAGGCAUUUACGAAAAAUGACUUCGAUUGUCCCAUAAGGUAGAAAUAUGCACCUUUCUUUCAAAUCCAACCAAUUUCCUUCAUAAGAUAAAAACAUAUUUGUCCAUCCCUUUUAGUAAGUUAAAAGAAUUGUUUUAACUUUGGUACUGCUUAUUUGGGAGAAAGAGUGCGUCUGCACACUACAGUACGAUAUCAAAGUUGGUAUUUAAGAGGAAAUAAGCAAAUAAACAUACGACAUUGAUUUAAAAAAUAAUAGACUUUACAUAUAAGGGAAAGACAUGUAAUAUCGUUUGCUUCGUAUAAAGAUUAGAAUUUGUUUCAGUGUCACGUACAAAAUGAAUACAAACCAUAGGCCAGCUUAGGCAGUUUUUAAAUUAUAGAUAUACUAGAAAAACAGUUACUACGAAAUAUUUCAAAUUGCAUUUCGCUGUGCUAAUUCAUUUAUGUCAUUAGACAUACUGCUUUAAAUAAUAACGUCAAACAAGUGUGUAUUGUCUGCGCAAUUGAAUUUUCUCGCCUCAAAUGUUCAGCGUAUUCAAUGUGCUUGUAAAGAAAUCCGAUUAACAUUAUUUUUUACGAGUGACAAGAAAAGGAAACAUGACUUUCAACGUUGAGUUAUGAUCAAAGAUUCAAUGUUGGUUUACUGAAAUAUGUUCUAAAUUAUAACAAACUACAACACUACGUAGUGGGAUAAACCAAACUGCAGAACAUCGUAAUUGCCCAAGGUUCAACAGUAAUACAUUCUAAGAAUCUCUGACUACUUGUCAACCCAAGCCUUAGUUUUCUUUUUGUUACUUUAGAUACGAAUAUUUCAUUCAGAUAUUAUCUGCGUGUUUAUGCUACAUGCUCGUGUGUUAGCGGCUUAUGAAAUUCAAAAAUGCAAUGAUCCAACUGGAAUUAUAAAUAGUAUCAUGGAUCAAUAAACAGUACCAAUACCAUUUUUAAUGGAAAUAUAUACUUUCAGUACUGUUUGUAAAAUUGCUGAGAUAUGUUGCAAAUUGAUGGCGAUAUACUGUGUAGAUGAACAAGUAUUUUGUCUGAUAACUAGCUCUGUCUGCAAAAACAGGCCAUCUUGGGCACAUGAUAUUACACAGAAUAUCUCGUUUACCAUGUAUUUCAGCCAUGAUAUUUAAAUUAACUAACGAUAAUUAGGUUUUUUGUGUCCGACGUGCUAGAGGGAUUAACUAUAUUGACCCUUAUAUAAUUGUACCUGUGUAAGGUCAUUGAAACUUUUUAAUGUAUACAUUCCCGCUUAUGUAUCUCUUAUGUUUUGUAGUGUAUAUAGAACAUGUUUAGUUUUUUUUAUCAUUAAAGUCAAAUGCGUUUAACAUGACGGUGCAUUAAAAUAAAAUUUAAAACCAU
Messenger RNA from Mya arenaria, 3408 nucleotides. RefSeq names its product cytoglobin-1-like. The record is from RefSeq and is a predicted model, not a curated record. NCBI's taxonomy places the organism in Eukaryota, Metazoa, Mollusca, Bivalvia, Myida, Myidae. The coding region runs from base 132 to 713 and encodes 193 amino acids. Gene Ontology annotation, molecular function: oxygen binding; heme binding. The transcript is spliced from 3 exons.